UCGGUUUACCGACACCGGAGAAGCGACCAUGCUGUGGAAACUAGUUGAGAAUGUCAAGUAUGAAGAUAUUUAUGAGGACCGGCAUGACGGUGUCUCGAGCCACAGCUCGCGCCUGUCCCAGCUGGGCUCGGUAUCGCACGCGGGACCCUACUCCAGCGCGCCGCCGCUGUCUCAUGCGCCCUCGUCGGACUUCCAGCCUCCGUACUUCCCGCCGCCGUACCAGCCGCUCGCUCACUACCAGAGCCAGGACCCGUACUCCCACGUGAGCGACCCGUACUCCCUGAACUCCCUGCACCAGAGCCAGCAGGGAGCAUGGGGGGCGAGGCAGCGGCAGGACGCAGCCGGGGAUCGGAUGGACUCCUCUCUGCUGGCUCAGCCUCGGGCCUCUCUGCCUCAGCUGUCCGGGUUGGACCCACGGAGGGACUACGGUGGCGUGCGUCGGCCCGAUGUGCUGCUGCACUCCGCUCACCCGGGACUGGAUCCCAGUAUGGGAGACGGACUGCUGCAAGGGCUGCACGGCAUGGAGGAUGUUCAGACCAUUGACGACACCAACGGAACCAUAAUGGAUCAAUCAGUAAUUAAAAAAGUUCCCAUGCCACCUAAAAACAUGGGCUCUCUGAUGCUCGGCAAGGACGGCCUGAUGGGUGGAGUGACCGUGAACAUAAACGAGUUGUUCUGCUCGGUACCGGGCCGCCUGUCGCUGCUCAGCUCCACCUCCAAGUACAAAGUGACCGUAGGGGAGGUGCAGAGGAGACUGUCCCCGCCCGAGUGCCUCAACGCCUCCUUGUUGGGGGGCGUGUUGAGAAGAGCAAAAUCCAAAAACGGUGGAAAGUGUCUGAGAGAAAAGCUGGAGAAGAUUGGACUGAAUUUACCUGCUGGAAGACGCAAAGCUGCCAAUGUUACAUUACUAACGUCACUAGUAGAAGGUGAAGCGGUCCACCUGGCCCGGGAUUUCGGUUACAUCUGCGAGACGGAGUUUCCCACCAAAGCCGUGAGCGAGUACCUCAACCGGCAGCACACCGACCCCAACGAGCUGCACACGCGGAAAAACAUGCUGCUGGCGACAAAACAGCUGUGUAAGGAGUUUACAGACCUGCUGGCCCAGGACAGGACUCCCCUGGGCAACUCAAGGCCCUCCCCCAUCCUGGAGCCCGGCAUCCAGAGCUGCCUCUCCCACUUCUCCUUCAUCACGCACGGCUUCGGCUCGCCCGCCAUCUGCGCCGCCCUCACCGCCCUCCAGAACUACCUCACCGAGGCCCUCAAAGGACUCGACAAGAUGUUUCUCAACAACCCUCCCAACAACCGGCACGGGGACGGUGGCAACAAGGCCGGCGACAAAGAUGAGAAGCAGCGGAAAUGA
Molecule: messenger RNA, 1360 nt
Organism: Scomber scombrus (Atlantic mackerel)
Lineage: Eukaryota; Metazoa; Chordata; Actinopteri; Scombriformes; Scombridae
Gene: tfap2b
Product: transcription factor AP-2 beta
Exons: 7
Coding region: 29-1360 (443 amino acids)
Biological process (GO): anatomical structure development; regulation of cell population proliferation; regulation of transcription by RNA polymerase II
Cellular component (GO): nucleus
Molecular function (GO): RNA polymerase II transcription regulatory region sequence-specific DNA binding; DNA-binding transcription factor activity, RNA polymerase II-specific
Source: RefSeq, a predicted model, not a curated record